Molecule: messenger RNA, 1074 nt
Organism: Trichosurus vulpecula (common brushtail)
Lineage: Eukaryota; Metazoa; Chordata; Mammalia; Diprotodontia; Phalangeridae
Gene: CCR9
Product: C-C motif chemokine receptor 9
Exons: 2
Coding region: 1-1074 (357 amino acids)
Biological process (GO): chemotaxis; G protein-coupled receptor signaling pathway; immune response
Cellular component (GO): membrane
Molecular function (GO): C-C chemokine receptor activity
Source: RefSeq, a predicted model, not a curated record
AUGCCCACUGAAUUCCUGAGUAACUUUGACUAUAAUUCCACUGUUGACGAUGUGGAUUACACAGUCAGUGGCUUCACUGACAUCUGCAUGAAGGCCGGUGUCAGACAAUUGGCUAGAUACUUCCUUCCACCCCUCUACUGGCUUGUGUUUGUGGUGGGGACUUUAGGGAACGGUCUAGUCGUCAUUAUGUACUGGGGUUGUACCAGAGUGAAGACCAUGACUGAUAUGUUCCUGCUGAACCUGGCAAUUGCUGACCUCCUCUUCCUCUUCACUUUGCCCUUCUGGGCUAUUGAUGCUUCCAGCCAGUGGAAAUUUGGGACCAGCAUGUGCAAGGUGGUGAAUGCUACAUACAAGAUGAACUUUUACAGCUACAUGCUGCUCAUCAUGUGUAUCAGUAUCGACAGAUACAUUGUGAUUGCCCAGGCCAUGAAAGCCCAUCGCUGGAGGCAGAAGUGUCUUCUCUAUAGCAAAACAGUGUGUUCUGCCAUCUGGGUAAUGGCACUCACCCUGUGUAUCCCCGAAUGCCUGUACAGCCAAAGCAAGACGCAAUCUGAUAACACCAUCUGUACAAUGGUCUACCCCAGUGUUGAGCUCAAGGCCAUCCUUUCAAUGCUAAGGUUUAUUCUGGGAUUCUUCCUCCCACUCACCGUCAUGACUGGCUGUUAUACCAUUGUCAUUUACACUCUGGUGCAAGCCAAGAAGUCGUCUAAACACAGAGCCUUAAAAGUGACGGUUUUGGUCCUCAUAGUCUUUGUCUUAUCUCAAUUUCCCUAUAACAUCAUUAUAUUGGUGCAGACCAUCGAUGCCUACAAGAUGUUCAUCGUAGACUGUGACAUUUCUACCUACAUUGACAUCUGUUUCCAGGUUACUCAGACCAUUGCAUACUUCCACAGCUGCCUAAACCCAGUUCUUUAUGUUUUUGUGGGUAAGAAAUUCCGCCAGGAUCUUGUGAAAACCCUGAGGAAACUGGGAUGCAUCAGCCAGGCCCAAUGGGUCUCCUUCUCUAGGAGAGAAGGGAGCCCAGGGUUGUCAUCCAUGAUGGUAGAGACAACAUCUGGACCCCUCUCCUUCUAA